Molecule: messenger RNA, 636 nt
Organism: Penicillium lagena
Lineage: Eukaryota; Fungi; Ascomycota; Eurotiomycetes; Eurotiales; Aspergillaceae
Exons: 3
Coding region: 1-636 (211 amino acids)
Source: RefSeq, a predicted model, not a curated record
AUGGCUGACCCGUUGUCCGUUCUAGGCACUGCCUUGAGCGUGAUUUCGUUGGGACUCCAAAUGCGUGAGGAGAUCGUAUCCUAUUGCCGGGCAUGGCGGGGCAUCCAUCAAGAGCUCCAAGACGUGGCAAACAAAGCGGACGGCCUAGAAGCACCACUCGAGGCGCUGCGGGAAAUAAUCCAGGAAACGCAACUCACCGAUCCAAAGAUCGCCGAGGACCUACAGACAAAACUCGGGGCACUUCGUGGUGGCAUUGAAAGAACCCGCGAUCUCCCCGAAAGCGUCCGCGACAAAAUCCGCGCCAAAGGAAAAAGGGCGGCGUAUCCUUUUCGUAAAGAUAUGUUGCGCGAGUUGGCCAAUGAAUUGGACAGCAUCCAAAUCAACCUGCACACUACUCUCCAUGUGCUUUUCAUGUUCUUGAUCAGUCAAGGCGUCUCCUUGGACUCGACUCGCACCCAAGGCACAUCAGGGCUAGAUUACUUCGUCGGGGCUGUGAAGCUCGGCGAUGAGGAAUACCGGUUACUUUCGCGGUUGAUCGAGUGCGGCGGGGUUAUGACUAUUGGUGCAGCCUCGCAAUCCCGGAUAAGCAAGGAAAAUAUGCGCCGUGUGCUUCGUGAGAACGAAGAGGGUACGUAA